Sorghum bicolor (sorghum) is the source of this 1088-nucleotide messenger RNA. Its product is annotated as 40S ribosomal protein S3-3. Lineage: Eukaryota; Viridiplantae; Streptophyta; Magnoliopsida; Poales; Poaceae. The transcript has 5 exons. Gene Ontology annotation, cellular component: cytosolic small ribosomal subunit; nucleus. Gene Ontology annotation, molecular function: RNA binding; structural constituent of ribosome. The record is from RefSeq and is a predicted model, not a curated record. Bases 147 to 833 code for a protein of 228 amino acids. Gene Ontology annotation, biological process: translation.
GCGCCCGACCUAUAAAUGACCUCGUCGUCCAUCGCCGGCUCCUCUCGCGCCGCCACUCCCCUCCCGACCCACUCGCCCAAAACCCUAGCGCUCUCGCCCGCUCGACGCCGCCGCCGGAGCGAGCUCCCCAUCUUCCUCCGUCAACCAUGGCGACCCAGAUCAGCAAGAAGAAGAAGUUCGUCAGCGACGGUGUGUUCUACGCCGAGCUUAACGAGAUGCUGACGCGGGAGCUGGCCGAGGACGGCUACUCCGGCGUGGAGGUGCGCGUCACGCCGAUGCGCACGGAGAUCAUCAUCCGCGCCACGCGCACGCAGAACGUGCUCGGUGAGAAGGGUCGCAGGAUCAGGGAGCUGACCUCUGUCGUCCAGAAGAGGUUCAACUUCCCCGAGAACGGCGUCGAGCUCUACGCCGAGAAGGUCGUCAACCGCGGCCUCUGCGCCAUCGCGCAGGCUGAGUCCCUCCGCUACAAGCUCCUCGGAGGCCUUGCCGUCCGGAGGGCUUGCUAUGGUGUUCUUCGCUUCGUUAUGGAGAGUGGUGCUAAGGGUUGUGAGGUCAUUGUCAGUGGAAAGCUCAGGGCCCAAAGAGCCAAGUCCAUGAAAUUCAAGGAUGGCUACAUGAUCUCAUCUGGUCAGCCAGUGAAUGAGUACAUUGAUUCGGCUGUGAGACACGUCCUUCUCAGACAGGGUGUUCUUGGUAUCAAGGUGAAGAUCAUGCUCGACUGGGACCCGAAGGGCAAGGUUGGUCCAAUCACCCCUCUUCCGGACCUGGUGACCAUCCAUACCCCGAAGGACGAGGAUGAGCUGCGCCCUCCGGUCUUGGCACCUGAGGUCUAAGGUCCCAAAAGUGUCCUUGAUAUGGCAGUUUGAUCGGGUCCUAGCUAGGUUUCUAUCUUAUGAUAAGGGCAAUGCUAAGACAGUUGGUUACCUUAAGCUUUGUGGACAGAUGCUAUGUAUUGGUUCUGUGUUACUUUUGUUUAAGCUAAGUUUUGCCGAGACAAGCUACAUUGAUAUGUACCUGAUGAAAUUGUGGUUCCUUAUUGUAUGCUCUGCUAUGUUAUUUUUGCCUUUUUUCAAAAUGCUUUAACGGAA